CUUGAACUUGCGACCAACUGCUGCCCUCAGCUCAGAGUGCCGGGCGAGCGCAGAGCAAGUGCAGUCUGAACCCGGGCGCACGCUAGGGCGGCAGUUCUCACACUGGGCAUGAACCUGGAGGGCGGAGGUCGAGGUGGAGAGUUCGGCAUGAGCGCGGUGAGCUGCGGCAACGGGAAACUCCGCCAGUGGCUGAUCGACCAAAUCGACAGCGGCAAGUACCCGGGGCUAGUGUGGGAAAACGAGGAGAAGAGCAUCUUCCGUAUCCCAUGGAAGCACGCGGGCAAACAGGACUACAACCGCGAGGAGGACGCCGCUCUCUUCAAGGCUUGGGCUCUAUUUAAAGGAAAAUUCCGAGAAGGCAUCGAUAAGCCAGACCCCCCUACCUGGAAGACACGUUUACGAUGUGCUUUGAACAAGAGCAAUGACUUUGAGGAGCUGGUUGAGAGAAGCCAGCUGGAUAUUUCUGACCCCUACAAGGUGUACAGGAUUGUUCCCGAGGGAGCCAAAAAAGGAGCAAAGCAGCUUACUCUGGAAGAUCCGCAGAUGACCAUGGGCCACCCAUACACCAUGCCGGCACCUUACACCUCACUACCAGCCCAGGUUCAUAACUACAUGAUACCACCCCAUGACAGAAGCUGGAGGGAUUAUGUCCCCGAUCAGCCACACCCAGAAAUCCCAUAUCAAUGCCCUGUGACGUUUGGCACCCGCAGCCACCACUGGCAAGGCCCAGCUUGUGAAAAUGGUUGCCAGGUGACAGGAACCUUUUAUGCUUGUGCCCCACCUGAGUCCCAGGCUCCUGGAAUCCCCAUAGAGCCAAGCAUAAGGUCUGCUGAAGCCCUGGCGCUCUCAGACUGCCGGCUGCACAUCUGCCUUUACUACCGAGAAAUCCUGGUGAAGGAGCUGACCACAUCCAGCCCUGAAGGCUGCCGAAUCUCCCAUGGACACACCUAUGAUGCCAGCAACCUGGACCAAGUCCUUUUCCCCUACCCAGAAGACAAUGGGCAGAGGAAGAACAUUGAGAAGCUGCUGAGCCACCUGGAGAGGGGUGUGGUCCUCUGGAUGGCCCCGGAUGGGCUUUAUGCCAAAAGACUAUGCCAGAGCAGGAUCUACUGGGAUGGGCCCCUGGCUCUGUGCAGUGACCGGCCCAACAAACUGGAGAGAGAUCAGACCUGCAAGCUAUUUGACACACAGCAGUUUUUAUCAGAGCUGCAGGCUUUCGCUCACCACGGCCGGCCACUGCCAAGAUUCCAGGUGACUUUGUGCUUUGGGGAGGAGUUUCCAGACCCGCAGAGGCAGAGGAAGCUCAUCACAGCCCACGUGGAACCUCUGCUAGCCAGACAACUAUAUUAUUUUGCUCAACAAAACAGUGGACAUUUCCUGAGGGGCUACGAUUUACCAGAACACCUUAGCAAUCCAGAGGAUUACCACAGAUCUAUCCGCCAUUCCUCCAUUCAAGAGUGAACAACUGUCAAGACAAAUUAUUAUGUUUCAUUGUAAAUAUUUGGCUUUUAUGACAACAGUCAGUUGACAUCCCUCAUUUUCUUUGGAGGAAUUCAGAAG
Molecule: messenger RNA, 1560 nt
Organism: Castor canadensis (American beaver)
Lineage: Eukaryota; Metazoa; Chordata; Mammalia; Rodentia; Castoridae
Gene: Irf4
Product: interferon regulatory factor 4
Biological process (GO): immune system process; regulation of transcription by RNA polymerase II
Cellular component (GO): nucleus
Molecular function (GO): protein binding; RNA polymerase II cis-regulatory region sequence-specific DNA binding; DNA-binding transcription factor activity, RNA polymerase II-specific
Source: RefSeq, a predicted model, not a curated record